AUGUCGCUUUUGGGCCUUGCGGUUUCGGCCUCGGGUUUGAGCUUCAAUGUGCCAACAUCCCCGCCCUCGAACUCCAGCGGGCAGAUCUCUGCUGCACCUGUUGGUGUCUCUCUGGAAUUUUUCGCAUUCCCCAAGUACUUCCAAGAAGUCGAUGCGACAACGACAUGUCUGCAGAAUAUGAAAGAUCUGACUGGCACAUGGCCACCCCUGAGAAUUGGAGGAACUACUCAAGAUCGUGCUACAUAUGAUUCAUCCUCGACCGAGGCAGUCACCUACACAGUAGCCAGUUCGGCCGAUGCGCCCCAAACAUUGACUUACGGUCCAUCCUUUAUAUCCCUGGCUGCUACCUAUGCUGGCAAAGUUAUCAUUGGAUUGAACCGCCGGUUGAAUAACAUCUCCAACACUAUCUCGGCUGCGCUCCUUGUUCAGAGCAAGAUGGAUAAUCUCUAUUCGAUUGAGCUUGGAAAUGAGCCAAACUUCUUCACUUCCAGUGACCCCAUUGCAAAUGGCGCAUCCUGGACAGCCGCAGCAGACGAAGCCUCCCAAGUGAGCUGGCAAGAUGAUGUAUGCGGGAAUCUCUCUGCGUCCGAUAUCAUAUCAGCAGGUGUCUACUUCGGUACUUCUCCUAUGAGUCUUGUCGGGCUUACCGCAAAAGAGGGCGAUGCAAAUGAUUAUGUCAAGGACUAUUGCUCUCACAACUAUCCUCAGUCUUCUGGUAGCUAUGAUCUUGCCAAGCUCAUGGGCCACAGCGCUAUUGCGUCUCAGAUCAAGCCAUAUGCUGCUGAGGUUUCUGCUGCAGCUGCUAAAGGCAAACCGCAUAUCUUUGGCGAGACUAACUCUGCUACACAAGGCGGAGGUGGUAUUAGCCCGACCUUUGGAGCUGCCCUCUGGAUCCUGGACUAUGUUAUGCAAACCGUUCUCAUGGGUACAGAUGCACUUUACUUCCACCAGGGUACCGUUGGAAACUGUCAAUACUGCUGGUGGGGCCGUUACGAUAUGGGCUCACCUUACUACGGUGCUUAUUUCGCCACCAUGGCAUUGGCGAACGCCGACCAGAUUGCGCCUCUGGAUAGCCAAGAUACGGCAUACGCCGCCUACGCCAUCUACAAAUCCGGGGCUCCUGUCAGAGCUCUUCUCUACAACUCCGAUUACUUUACUAGCGGCACCCGUUCCUCGCAGACAUAUACGCUGUCCGGUCUUUCUUCCUCCAGCGUCACUGCGAAACGGUUGACCGCCCCUUAUGCUACAUCUCGGGUUGACCAAGGCUCGAACCCGACCGUUGCUGGUCGGACUUUUGCCAAUGGAACUUGUGUUAUCCAGGGCACUGAGAAAGUGGAGACUGUUACUGUGUCUGGUGGAAAGGCCACCUUUACUGUUGCAGCCUCAGAAGCCCUGUUGGUAUAUCUUUGA
Molecule: messenger RNA, 1410 nt
Organism: Penicillium arizonense
Lineage: Eukaryota; Fungi; Ascomycota; Eurotiomycetes; Eurotiales; Aspergillaceae
Product: glycosyl hydrolase family 79 C-terminal domain-containing protein
Exons: 6
Coding region: 1-1410 (469 amino acids)
Source: RefSeq, a predicted model, not a curated record